GGCAUCGUCACCAGAGAAAUAUUUGGAACGUAUGUCUCUUCAGUUAAUAGUAGACAAUGUAAUUCCUACAGAUCAAACCCAAUCCAAGUCAAAGCCUGUCCAGGAAAUUACUACGUCUACAGACUCGUCAAGCCAGCGGUGUUACUUCCAAUACCUACAUACUGUGCAGAGACAUCAAGAACAUUUAACCAUGAAGAUUCAGAAGACACAUCAAUGCCUACACCUGCAGGUUUCCCAGACAUUUCAACAUAUAUGCAAGUAACAUCAACAGAAAUGAGAUCAACAGGGGUGACUGCAUUGGAGGUUUUGACCAGAGGCAACUCUGUAACUACAAUGGAAUCAGUACCUCCAACACGGUUACUUCAUGAACAAACUUCUACCAUGGCUGAGCAACUGCCCAUUUCUACAACAAUGUCUACUUUGAGCCAAGCCUCAUUCACAUCAACCGAGACAAUGCCUGUGACACAGGAUACACUGAGUCAGUCUGCCACCACUACAGCUGACCAUACCACUGAUACAAGCUCAACACCAGCAUCGCCUAGCAGAAAUCAGACUCCUUCAUCUACUACUGAACCAGAAGGAUUCAAGUCUACAACAACAUCUACAUUGACCCAAACCUCACUCACAUCAACUGAACCAACAUCUGUGACACAGGAUACACUUGAUAUUUCAACUGGUCAAGUGAGUCAGUCUGUCCCCACUUCAGCUGACCAUAUCACUGAUACAAGUUCAGCAUCAGCAACACCAACUAUAACUCAGGCUCCUUCAGCAACUACUGAACCAGAAAGAUUCACGUCUACAGCAUCUACUUUGACCCAAACCUCAUUCACAUCAACUAUACCAACAUCUGUGAGACAGGAUACACUUGAUAUUUCAACUACUGUAGUUUCUUCCACUGGUCAACUGAGUCAGUCUGUCCCCACUUCAGGUGACCAUAUCGCUGAUACAAGUUCAGCAUCAGCAUCGCCAACUAUAAGUCAGGCUCCUUCAGCUACUACUGAACCAGAAAGAUUCAUGUCUACAGCAUCUACUUUGACCCAAACCUCAUUCACAUCAACUAUACCAACAUCUGUCAGACAGGAUACACUUGAUAUUUCAACUACUGUAGUUUCUUCCACUGGUCAACUGAGUCAGUCUGUCCCCACUUCAGCUGACCAUAUCACUGAUACAAGUUCAGCAUCAGCAUCGCCAACUAUAAGUCAGGCUCCUUCAGCUACUACUGAACCAGAAAGAUUCACAUCUACAGCAUCUACUUUGACCCAAACCUCAUUCAUGGCAACUAUACCAACAUCUGUGAGACAGGAUACACUUGAUAUUUCAACUGGUCAAGUGAGUCAGUCUGUCCCCACUUCAGCUGACCAUAUCACUGAUACAAGUUCAGCACCAGCAACACCAACUACAAGUCAGGCUCCUUCAGCUACUACUGAACCAGAAAGAUUCACGUCUACAGCAUCUACUUUGACCCAAACCUCAUUCACAUCAACUAUACCAACAUCUGUGAGACAGGAUACACUUGAUAUUUCAACUACUGUAGUUUCUUCCACUGGUCAACUGAGUCAGUCUGCUCCCACUUCAGCUGACCAUAUCACUAAUACAAGUUCAGCAUCAGCAUCGCCAACUAUAAGUCAGGCUCCUUCAGCUACUACUGAACCAGAAAGAUUCACGUCUACAGCAUCUACUUUGACCCAAACCUCAUUCACGUCAACUAUACCAACAUCUGUGAGACAGGAUACACUUGAUAUUUCAACUGGUCAAGUGUCAAGUCAGUCUGUCCCCACUUCAGCUGACCAUAUCGCUGAUACAAGUUCGGCACCAGCAACACCAACUACAAGUCAGGCUCCUUCAGCUACUACUAAACCAGAAAGAUUCACGUCUACAGCAUCUACUUUGACCCAAACCUCAUUCACAUCAACUAUACCAACAUCUGUCAGACAGGAUACACUUGAUAUUUCAACUACUGUAGUUUCUUCCACUGGUCAACUGAGUCAGUCUGUCCCCACUUCAGCUGACCAUAUGACUGAUACAAGUUCAGCAUCAGCAUCGCCAAGUAUAAGUCAGGCUCCUUCAGCUACUACUGAACCAGAAAGAUUCACCUCUACAGCAUCUACUUUGACCCAAACCUCAUUCACGUCAACUAUACCAACAUCUGUGAGACAGGAUACACUUGAUAUUUCAACUGGUCAAGUGAGUCAGUCUGUCCCCACUUUUGCUGACCAUAUCGCUGAUACAAGUUUGGCACCAGUAACACCAACUACAAGUCAGGCUCCUUCAGCUACUACUGAACCAGAAAGAUUCACGUCUACAGCAUCUACUUUGACCCAAACCUCAUUCACGUCAACUAUACCAACAUCUGUGAGACAGGAUACACUUGAUAUUUCAACUACUGUAGUUUCUUCCACUGGUCAAGUGAGUCAGUCUGUCCCCACUUCAGCUGACUAUAUCACUGAUACAAGUUCAGCAUCAGCAUCGCCAACUAUACGUCAGGCUCCUUCAGCUACUACUGAACCAGAAAGAUUCAUGUCUACAGCAUCUACUUUGACCCAAACCUCAUUCACGUCAACUAUACCAACAUCUGUGAGACAGGAUACACUUGAUAUUUCAACUGGUCAAGUGAGUCAGUCUGUCCCCACUUCAGCUGACCAUAUCGCUGAUACAAGUUCGGCACCAGCAACACCAACUACAAGUCAGGCUCCUUCAGCUACUACUAAACCAGAAAGAUUCACGUCUACAGCAUCUACUUUGACCCAAACCUCAUUCACGUCAACUAUACCAACAUCUGUGAGACAGGAUACACUUGAUAUUUCAACUGGUCAAGUGAGUCAGUCUGUCCCCACUUCAGCUGACCAUAUCGCUGAUACAAGUUCGGCACCAGCAACACCAACUACAAGUCAGGCUCCUUCAGCUACUACUAAACCAGAAAGUUUCACGUCUACAGCAUCUACUUUGACCCAAACCUCAUUCACGUCAACUAUACCAACAUCUGUGAGACAGGAUACACUUGAUAUUUCAACUGGUCAAGUGAGUCAGUCUGUCCCCACUUCAGCUGACCAUAUCGCUGAUAGAAGUUCGGCACCAGCAACACCAACUAUAAGUCAGUCUCCUUCAGCUACAACUGAACCAGAAAGGUUCACGUCUACAGCAUCUACUUUGAUCCAAACCUCAUUCACAUCAACUAUACCAACAUCUGUGAGACAGGAUACACUUGAUAUUUCAACUGGUCAAGUGAGUCAGUCUGUCCGCACUUCAGCUGACCAUAUCGCUGAUACAAGUUCAGCACCAGCAUCACCAACUAUAAGUCAGGCUCCUUCAACUACUACUAAACCAGAAAGAUUCACAUCUACAGCAUCUACUUUGACCCAAACCUCAUUCACGUCAACUAUACCAACAUCUGUGAGACAGGAUACACUUGAUAUUUCAACUGGUCACGUGAGUCAGUCUGUCCCCACUUCAGCUGACCAUAUCGCUGAUGCAAGUUCAGCACCAGCAACACCAACUAUAAGUCAGUCUCCUUCAGCUACUACUGAACCAGAAAGAUUCACGUCUACAGCAUCUACUUUGACCCAAACCUCAUUCACGUCAACUAUACCAACAUCUGUGAGACAGGAUACACUUGAUAUUUCAACUGGUCAAGUGAGUCAGUCUGUCCCCACUUCAGCUGACCAUAUCGCUGAUACAAGUUCGGCACCAGCAACACCAACUAUAAGUCAGGCUCCUUCAGCUACUACUAAACCAGAAAGAUUCAUGUCUACAGCAUCUACUUUGACCCAAACCUCAUUCACGUCAACUAUACCAACAUCUGUGAGACAGGAUACACUUGAUAUUUCAACUGGUCAAGUGAGUCAGUCUGUCCCCACUUUUGCUGACCAUAUCGCUGAUACAAGUUUGGCACCAGUAACACCAACUACAAGUCAGGCUCCUUCAGCUACUACUGAACCAGAAAGAUUCACGUCUACAGCAUCUACUUUGACCCAAACCUCAUUCACGUCAACUAUACCAACAUCUGUGAGACAGGAUACACUUGAUAUUUCAACUACUGUAGUUUCUUCCACUGGUCAAGUGAGUCAGUCUGUCCCCACUUCAGCUGACCAUAUCGCUGAUACAAGUUCGGCACCAGCAACACCAACUAUAAGUCAGUCUCCUUCAGCUACUACUGAACCAGAAAGUUUCACGUCUACAGCAUCUACUUUGAUCCAAACCUCAUUCACAUCAACUAUACCAACAUCUGUGAGACAGGAUACACUUGAUAUUUCAACUGGUCAACUGAGUCAGUCUGUCCCCACUUCAGCUGACCAUAUCGCUGAUACAAGUUCAGCACCAGCAACACCAACUACAAGUCAGGCUCCUUCAGCUACUACUGAACCAGAAAGAUUCACGUCUACAGCAUCUACUUUGACCCAAACCUCAUUCACGUCAACUAUACCAACAUCUGUGAGACAGGAUACACUUGAUAUUUCAACUGGUCAAGUGAGUCAGUCUGUCCCCACUUCAGCUGACCAUAUCGCUGAUACAAGUUCGGCACCAGCAACACCAACUAUAAGUCAGUCUCCUUCAGCUACUACUGAACCAGAAAGGUUCACGUCUACAGCAUCUACUUUGAUCCAAACCUCAUUCACAUCAACUAUACCAACAUCUGUGAGACAGGAUACACUUGAUAUUUCAACUGGUCAAGUGAGUCAGUCUGUCCGCACUUCAGCUGACCAUAUCGCUGAUACAAGUUCAGCACCAGCAUCACCAACUAUAAGUCAGGCUCCUUCAACUACUACUAAACCAGAAAGAUUCACAUCUACAGCAUCUACUUUGACCCAAACCUUAUUCACGUCAACUAUACCAACAUCUGUGAGACAGGAUACACUUGAUAUUUCAACUGGUCACGUGAGUCAGUCUGUCCCCACUUCAGCUGACCAUAUCGCUGAUGCAAGUUCAGCACCAGCAACACCAACUAUAAGUCAGUCUCCUUCAGCUACUACUGAACCAGAAAGAUUCACGUCUACAGCAUCUACUUUGACCCAAACCUCAUUCACGUCAACUAUACCAACAUCUGUGAGACAGGAUACACUUGAUAUUUCAACUGGUCAAGUGAGUCAGUCUGUCCCCACUUCAGCUGACCAUAUCGCUGAUACAAGUUCGGCACCAGCAACACCAACUACAAGUCAGGCUCCUUCAGCUACUACUAAACCAGAAAGAUUCACGUCUACAGCAUCUACUUUGACCCAAACCUCAUUCACGUCAACUAUACCAACAUCUGUGAGGCAGGAUACACUUGAUAUUUCAACUACUGUAGUUUCUUCCACUGGUCAACUGAGUCAGUCUGUUCCCACUUCAGCUGACCAUAUCGCUGAUACAAGUUCACCACCAGCAUCACCAACUAUAAGUCAGGCUCCUUCAGCUACUACUAAACCAGAAAGAUUCAUGUCUACAGCAUCUACUUUGACCCAAACCUCAUUCACGUCAACUAUACCAACAUCUGUGAGACAGGAUACACUUGAUAUUUCAACUGGUCAAGUGAGUCAGUCUGUCCCCACUUCAGCUGACCAUAUCGCUGAUACAAGUUCAGCACCAGCAUCACCAACUAUAAGUCAGGCUCCUUCAACUACUACUAAACCAGAAAUAUUUACAUCUACAGCAUCUACUUUGACCCAAACCUCAUUCACGUCAACUAUACCAACAUCUGUGAGACAGGAUACACUUGAUAUUUCAACUGGUCAAGUGAGUCAGUCUGUCCCCACUUCAGCUGACCAUAUCGCUGAUACAAGUUCGGCACCAGCAACACCAACAAGAAGUCAGGCUCCUUCAGCUACUACUAAACCAGAAAGAUUCACGUCUACAGCAUCUACUUUGACCCAAACCUCAUUCACGUCAACUAUACCAACAUCUGUGAGACAGGAUACAUUUGAUAUUUCAACUGGUCAAGUGAGUCAGUCUGUCCCCACUUCAGCUGACCAUAUCGCUGAUACAAGUUCAGCACCAGCAACACCAACAAGAAGUCAGGCUCCUUCAUCUACUACUGAACCAGAAAGAUUCUCUGGCUCUUUUUUAACAACUGUCGUUUCUUCCACUGGUCAACCAAGUCAGUCUGCCACAGCUACACCUGACCAUACCACCGAGACAAGUUCAGCACCAGGAUUACCAGUGGCAUCAUCUACCAAAGGUGAGGCUCCUGAGUCUUCAACUAAAUCUUUCCAAAGUACUAUGUUCAUGUCCAAAACGGGUAUGACUUCAAAGACAGAAUCUUUAUCAUUAACUUCACCUGAUGAAUCUGUAGCACAAGGACAGGUCACUUCACCCAGAACUGGGACGACAACUGUGUCUCCAACUACACCUGGAGCCUACUCAACUGUGGCUGCAGUUUUGCCUGAAUCCCCAAUCGGUACACCCUCUACAGCCACAGCUGCUGCACCGAUUCCAAUAAUAACCUCUACUUCUGCCAGUUGGACAUCUUCUCAAGCUACCACAACUAAGCCCGUGCCAGGAGAAGGAGUGAUUAUUUUAAUAGUUCGAAUUCAGCAAGUCUUCAUUCCCGCUUACAAUGAUAAUUCCUCAACUGAGUACAAUACUCUGGUCAACAAUAUCACUGCUGAGCUGAACCGAGGCUUUAGGGAGCUGUUUCCCCUCACAUUUCUCCGAUGCUAUGUCUUAAGACUCUGGAAUGGUUCAGUAGGUGUGGACACUCAGAUAAUCUUUAAAAAUGAAACAGUUCUUCCAAAUGCAACAGUCUUGACUGAUUCCCUGAAAUCAGCAAUAAACGCUUCAAAAGUUUUCCUGAAUAUCAUUCCAUCCAGUAUCAUGGCUGUUUCUACCACAAGACCUGCCAGUAGCACUAAACUGACCACAACUCCAGAUGUGACCUCCCUGACCUCUGCAUCCAGUGCUGGAGCAUCAAAUACAAACAGUAACUAUUUCAUAAUUCUGUAUGUAGCUGUUGCCAUUGCAUUUUGUGGGAUUGCAGCUUUCCUAUUUUUUUGGAGACGAAGAAGGAAAACUAAGAUGAACAGAAUUAUGGAUGGACCAUUGUACGACAAUGUACCCCGUGCUCAAAUGUACGAGACUCAAACUGAACAAACCACUGAAACUGCACCAACAGAGAAUAUGAGGGACACAGAGCUUAAUUAAGAAUUGCUUUGUUUCUAUGUUAUGGGUUAUUGGCUUUUUAAAAGUUUUAACUGAGCGUCUCAAACUGCUGUAUGUGAAUCUGUAAUACAGUAAUAUAUUCAAGCCUUUGUGAAUUCAAACCCAAAUCUCUGAUAUAAACAUGUAUAGAUUUUGUUGCAGAAUGUUUUUUUGGGUCCACAUCUUGGGUGGAUCUGCUUAAUACCAGAAUGUAAUCUGUAAAUUUUAUGUUUAAUUAAAAAAAAGUAUGUAGAAUUAUUCAUUUCCACAUGGAAAGUUAUUAUUAUUUUUUAUGCAGAUGUGUUAAAAAAUAUUGGGGAUUAUCUAUUAUUGGGAAGUAAAAUUUCAAGCUGAUUGUCUUAAAGGCUAAUUUAGUUCUGUUGUGUUCUGAUUGGUCACUCUGUACUGUUUCACCUUCAAAAAGCUGUCAUGGGUAAAACACUAUAGAACUCCAGCAUGAAUGGGUGGGGCUAAAUAAACGGAUAUGUAUAAAUGCAUUUGUUACAAUGGCAUCACAAAUAAAUACGUCUUUCUAUAUAAA
Molecule: messenger RNA, 7648 nt
Organism: Pygocentrus nattereri (red-bellied piranha)
Lineage: Eukaryota; Metazoa; Chordata; Actinopteri; Characiformes; Serrasalmidae
Product: mucin-5AC-like
Exons: 9
Coding region: 214-7110 (2298 amino acids)
Source: RefSeq, a predicted model, not a curated record